UUUUGUUUAUUUUUUUAUUUUCACUUCAAUAUUCAAUCAAGCAAUUAAAUUAUUUUAAGUUUCUCGUUAAUUAAAAUAAAAUACACCUGUUGGACAUCGAAUUUAAAUACUUCUCUUUUUUAGAAUAUGGCUGCUAUUCGAAAAAAACUCGUCAUCGUCGGCGAUGGUGCCUGUGGAAAAACUUGUCUGUUAAUUGUGUUUUCCAAAGAUCAAUUCCCAGAAGUUUAUGUACCCACCGUGUUUGAGAACUAUGUAGCUGAUAUAGAAGUCGAUGGCAAACAAGUAGAACUAGCACUAUGGGAUACAGCGGGUCAAGAAGAUUAUGAUAGACUAAGACCAUUGUCCUAUCCUGACACGGAUGUUAUCCUCAUGUGUUUCUCUAUAGAUUCACCAGAUUCAUUAGAGAAUAUCCCAGAGAAAUGGACUCCGGAAGUGAAACAUUUCUGUCCAAAUGUGCCGAUUAUAUUGGUUGGUAACAAAAAAGACUUGCGUAAUGAUCCAAAUACAAUUCGUGAGUUGAACAAGAUGAAACAAGAGCCCGUGAGGCCAGAAGAGGGGCGAGCAAUGGCCGAAAAGAUCAAUGCAUUUGCUUAUUUGGAAUGUUCAGCUAAAAGUAAGGAGGGUGUCCGUGAAGUAUUUGAAACUUCGACCAGAGCAGCUUUACAGGUUAAAAAGAAAAAGAAGGGGCGAUGUCGUCUGCUUUAAAUUAAUAGAAAUCAUUCAUAAAAAUUAAUAACACAAAUUGCCAUGGUUUUAUUUUUAAUUUAAGUUCUAUUCUCGCAUUUCAGUCUUCCGAGUUUUAGCCAAGUAUAUAUUUCAAUGAAAUCUUUUUUUUUUAUAUAGAAAAAGAAUAAGGUUACUUAAUUGUCAAUUUCAAUUCUCAUCUAUAAAUAUUGUUUUUCUUCUUGUUAAAAUAUUUAUAUUUAUAUAUAUAUAUAUAUUUUUUUUUACAGCUCCUCUGACCUAUAAUAUACUAUUAACAUUACACCCUAGGACUGCGCUAACCUUUAAUGGUUGCCAAAAUUAAACACCAAAUAUUAAUUUUUGAAAUGAAUCGAAAUGAAAUAUUAAUCUUACAAUCAGUAAUCAUAUUAUCUUUUAUAGGAAUUAAAUUUUUAGAAUUAGAUUAAAUUGAUCCACAAAAAAUGUAUUAGUAAUAUGAAUCACCGACCUUAGGUGUUCCCUUUUUUAAUCACAUCUUUAGUGUUUUWAUAUCCAUUGUACUAGUUUGGAAAAAGAAUUGAUUUUUUUAUAGGUAGGAUUAACCAUUAUAGUAUAGUUUUUCACAAUCAUUAACACUAAUGUGUGAAUACUGAAUAUAUCUUUGGUUAUCUUAAAAAUAGAAUUUUAGUAUUACCUAUUGUAUUUCAUCAGUACUUUUUUUUUGUACAUUAACUGCCUUUUUUAUGUGAACUAAAAAUAUAUAUUUCUUUAUAUUAAUACAUAUCAAAAAAAGCUUAAGAAAAUGUAGUUCAGUAGACAGUAGUUAUAAUUACCGUGCUUCUUAAGAAUUACUUUAGUUUAUUUCAUACAUUUCAAAAUAUGUCAGAUAAUAAAUAUUAUAUUAAAAUAAUCAGUUAUGAUAUUGUCUAUUAUAACUGUUUUAGCAUUAUCUUGAAAUGUGGUAUUUACAAAAAUUAUUGAGUAAAUUAAUUUUCUUGAAUUGUUUAAAUUACAUUUUCAAUAGGGUUUUAAACGGCUACAUGAUGCACUGAGUUAGCAUUUAAAAUCAAUUAUUAAAAGCAAAAAUAUUUAUAGAGAUUUUUAGCAUUGCUUAAAAAUUUCACUUUUUAUCCUAAUUAUUACUUAGGAAAUGUGUAGAAUAUAUAUAGUUAGAAAUUUUUUGAUCAAAUUUAAUAAUAUUUGCAGUUAGAACUAUUGUAGUAAAUUCUAACAUUUUGUUUUUAGUCAUAUCUAUUAUUAGGAUGGCCAUUUAAUCAAUAAUUUUUUAUAGAUUAUUCCCAAAUUUUGAGUUUUUACAAUAUAAUAUUUAUUUUUAUACAGUUAUUCUAUAUUAUAAUGUAUUUKAGUUUUUGAAAAUAUUUAUGUUAGCAUUGUCAUAGACUUAUGGCUUGACAAUUAUAUUUAGCACAAACAUAACCAAUGGCGAUUUUAGCACAAUAUAUAUAUUUUUAAUUUUUUAUACAU
Molecule: messenger RNA, 2148 nt
Organism: Diuraphis noxia (Russian wheat aphid)
Lineage: Eukaryota; Metazoa; Arthropoda; Insecta; Hemiptera; Aphididae
Product: ras-like GTP-binding protein Rho1
Biological process (GO): small GTPase-mediated signal transduction
Molecular function (GO): GTPase activity; GTP binding
Source: RefSeq, a predicted model, not a curated record